AUGCUUGAGGACACAACUCGUGUGUUAUCUUGCCUCGUGUACGGCGCUUCAAACUUCAUGAUGGUAUCUAUACCUGUGGACAAACUGGUUUAUGAUUUGAAGGAAAUGGUUCAUAACAAGGGUAAAAACGGCGCUCUUCGUGACACCGAUGUCUCAGAUCUGUUUGUUUGGAAGCUGAAGAAACAGGAAUCCAUAGCACCUGAAGAAAGCCUUGGUGAUCGUGUUUCCUCACAAGGGCGUCUCUCCCUCAUUGCUGUCAAAUUGGACUCGCUCGCUAGGAUAGGUGAUAUCUUUCCAGACCAACCUUCUAAGUUGUGUCUCCACAUUCUAGUGCAGCAUGUGCGUUCCCCCACAGUCUCUCCAAGUACGUCCGUCACGUCUAACAUGUCCAUGUCUGCUAGCGCUUCGUCAACUGGUGAAACUUUUCCUGCCGCUGCCCACAAGCGUACCCUCGAUGAUGUUGGUUCCUAUGAAGAGGGGGGUAAAAGACAUAAAGCGGAUGGUCCAAUUGUGAAUGAUGACCCUUUUGCCCAAUUUGGCUUUAAACAUCUGACCUACGAUGGCACACCAACGGAUUCGGUGUUGCAUUUCCAUAAGAUGUAUUGGGGCAACCCUCUACCCCCGGAGCACCUUUCUCUCCAGAAUAUGGUCCAUCAUCCUAACGAUAUAGAGGACGACGACGGAGAUAAUGGCGACGAUCUCCUUCCCGCGACGCCGCUCCCAAUCAUUCACACCCCGUGGACGCCAGUUUUUAUUCGUGCUGAAUACCUCAGAAUGUAUAAUUGGACCGAAGUCAUGUCCGUGGAGGGCAAGGUAUAUCGUCCGUCUGCUGUUGUUGUCACCGGCCAGCCCGGAAUCGGCAAAAUGUUCUGGGCCUACUACAUCCUACGUCGACGUCUUGGGGAAAAGUCUGCAAUUAUGUGGUAUCAACGAUCCGUGAUCUAUCUCUUCUGUUCUCAAGGGGUCCUCCUCGUCCCUCCCACAUUCACCUUCAGCAAAUUUAGCCCCCCUAUAUGGACCAUCAUUGAUUCCGUUCAAUCACCCUCUGGGAUUCCAACCGAUAUGGUCCCCUUCCCGCCCGGUGUUUUCCCCAUCUAUAUCACCUCCCCUACGCCAGAACGCUGGGCAGGGAUUUCGCAGUCUUGGACCUGCCAUCACCUGGUAAUGAACGCUUGGACGAAGGCGGAGAUCACGAAGGCCUCUGUCCUAUAUUCAAAUCAAUCGCUAGACGACGCGUUAGAGAAGUACGAUUCCUUAGGCCCAACGGCACGCUUCUGCUUCGAGUUGACUCCGGGUGAAAUUGAACGCCACGUCACUGACCGUCUCAUCGCAAUCCGCAACAGCAGUCCCCAUCAUCUCAGACAGCUUUUUACAGCAAGUGGCAGAUUGUCACUUGAUCACCUCUCGCAUAAAAUCUGCCUGAUUCGACGCAAGCGAGGAUCUACACUGGAUGGCGGGACCGCUUCAACUAACUUCAUCUCGGUCAAUGUUAAGCAAGAAGUUGUCCAGAGGCUUGAGGAGUUCAGUGAUGAUCAGCUGCUGGAAAUGUGGCACAACUUUUCGAAGUUUGGGGAUGCUCGGGGAAUGACUGGGCCGAUAUUUGAAGUUUUCGUCCAUCGACGUUUCAAAACGCGUAUUGAUCUGAAUGCUGAGCCGAUGGUUCGGGCGAAACGCGCCAAUUCCCGCUGGUAUGGUUCCUUCGGCACCCAACAACCUCAGGCUGCCACCCUUCAUGGAUUGGCAGAGCAAAACUUUCACCUCCAGUUUGAUGUCGGCACACAUAUCGUCUACGAUGACACUUUACAAAGUGUUCAACCGGACGUCUUCUAUUUGCCCCGAAGCGGCCAACAAGUUGCUCUCGACUCCUUUAUACUCCAUGGAGGCUAUCUCAACAUUUUUCAGUGCACUGGCAGCCAAAAACAUGACAUCAAGACUGGCAUUUAUGAAUUUUUUGAAUCCUGCACUGGACUACCUCCACGACAACACUGGCGUUUCGUGUUUGUCAUACCAGAUGAACUUGACGUGUUCUCUUGUCCUGGUGAUGUUCAGGACAUUGGGUUGUACACAGCUCGCUUUUCAAUGUCAAGGGUCUGA
This is a messenger RNA of Laccaria bicolor S238N-H82, 2094 nucleotides long. RefSeq lists its product as uncharacterized. The coding region runs from base 1 to 2094 and encodes 697 amino acids. The record is from RefSeq and is a predicted model, not a curated record. The transcript is spliced from 9 exons. Lineage: Eukaryota; Fungi; Basidiomycota; Agaricomycetes; Agaricales; Hydnangiaceae.